AUGGACACCCAACAGGAGGAGCGUUUAGGUCCGAUACGAGUUCCGCCGUCACCGAGUCGCCGCCCCUCCCAAAAGCGCCGAGCUAUCCUUCCCAUCGGUACUCCGUCCGCCUCAUGGCUUCCGCCAAGGUGGAUGAUCGUGGCUCAUUCGGAUCCAAAAGGUCACGCAGUGAAGGUUCUCGGAGUGAUGGAGAUUGGACCUGUCCGCAAUGUGGUAAUGUGAACUUCAGUUUUAGAACAGUGUGCAAUCGUGGAAGAUGUGGUGCUCCUCGACCAUCAGCCAGCCCAAAUUCUAGAAUAGGGCUGACACCUGUCCCUGGUGCUUUUGAUCGUCCUUUACCUGGUUACUAUGGUGGAGUUGGUGUUCCACCACAUAUGCCCCUUGGAUUAUCUGGUGGCUACGGUGCUCCACUUCCACUAUCUGGGAUGCGCUAUGACUAUGGUCCACUUAGCAGUCCAGGAUAUGGUCCCUUAUCUGCAUAUGGUCCACCAGGACCAAUAGGAGGCUAUGGUUAUGGUCCUGGUCCUACAAUGGACAGGUAUGGCUAUGGUUAUCGAGGAUCUCCAAUGCCGGUUCUGGGUCCAUGGUCUGGGGAAGAACUUCCUGAUAAUAGUGCUUCACGUAAACGUCGUGGUGGUCCUGAUGGGUCAUUUGAGGGUGAUUGGAAAUGCCCUAAAUGUGGCAAUAUUAAUUUUGCCUUUAGAACAACUUGCAAUAUGAAGAAAUGUGGAGCUCCCAGGCCUGCUUCUGCUUCCAAUCGUGUCGACAAGGAUGUGCCAGACGCUCCAGAAGGCAGCUGGACCUGCCCCAAGUGCAACAACCUCAACUACCCCUUCCGCAAUGUCUGUAAUCGGAAAGGAUGCGGAAGCGAGAAGCCUUCUACAAGCUGAUGGUCAAUUUUGGCUACUGCUGCGGUUCAAAGUGAUGAUGUAUUACAACCUCUUCAUAUAAUUAUCAUGUCAGCACUUUGGAUAGGCAAACAUACAAUCCAUAGUUUAGCAUGGGACUGAUUUAUCCUUCCUUGUAUUAUUAGUUUGUUGCCUUAGUUUGUAGGCUUUGCCGGGUAUCGUGACUGACGGAGUAAUCUCAUGUAGUCAUCAGAUUUUUAUUCAAAUUGCAUCUUUUGCAUCUGUAACGAUGGUUCCAAUGUUAAUUUUUUGAUUGUUUUC
Messenger RNA from Musa acuminata subsp. malaccensis (wild Malaysian banana), 1169 nucleotides. Its product is annotated as ranBP2-type zinc finger protein At1g67325. NCBI's taxonomy places the organism in Eukaryota, Viridiplantae, Streptophyta, Magnoliopsida, Zingiberales, Musaceae. The record is from RefSeq and is a predicted model, not a curated record.